GUCUGGUUCGUAUUGUUUGUAAUUUAAAAUGUAUCAAAUUAGUUAACAGUACACUAGUCAGUAGUUACAUACUGAUAAAAUGUUUUCUGGUGUUAAUCUGGAUCACGAAUUUAUUAGGAUUUAAGACACUUAAUUAAGUAUAUCUAAAUUCGUGAUUUGGAAAUGAAAUACUCGUUCGUCGCUCAGUUAAAUUAGAUUUUAAUUUUUCAAGUGUGUGUUAAUGUUAAUUAUAAUUAUGUUUGUGUUAUAAGAAAUCAAAUUAAUUUUUUUUUAUUAAAAUCGUAAUCCAAUUACUUUUCAGUCUUCAGGGUUCUUUGAACUAUAAUAGUAUGGAGCUUUUUGCGUCAUAUGACACUAUUUAUCCUGCAGAUACUGUAGAAUGGUGUCCAAUAGCAGAAUACAGCAAUGUAUUUGUAUGUGGAACUUAUAAGCUUGACGAGGCAUCCAAAACAAAAACUGGCACUAUCAAUUUAUUCUCUUUAGACAGUCUAAACAAGAUCAAAUUGGUCCAGAGUGUUCCCGAAGAUGCUGUGUUGGAUUUAAAGUGGAAUUCUUUUAUUGCUUCUGGAAAAAUAUUACUAGCAGCUGCAUUGUCUGGCAAGCAUGUUAGCAUAUAUCGCUUGGAUGAAAAUGGAACUGAUUUGUCUUUAAGUUUGUUCACUAGUUUUGAUCUUCCAAAAACUGACGGUGAAUCUCAUAUGAGUUUAUCAAUUGCUUGGUCACGUCCUAAUGAAAAUGGAUCACAAAGUAUUGCAUUUAGCGACUCAUGUGGUUACAUUACUUUAGUAAAUUUAAACGAUGAACUCAUACGAAGUUUCAAAGCUCAUGGUUUUGAAUCAUGGAUAGUAACUUAUAAUUAUUGGGAACCAAACAUUUUAUACACUGGUGGUGACGAUUGUAAAUUUAAGUGUUAUGACCAACGUUUACAAUUUGAGAAACCUGUAUUUGAAAAUAAAGAGCAUGAACAAGGAGUAACAACUUGCUCAUCCAAUAAAAUUCGAGAAAAUAUAAUUGUCACAGGAAGUUAUGAUGAAAAUAUACGGCUAUGGGAUAUACGUAAUAUGAAGCAUAGUUAUAAUAGUGUGAAAGUUGAUGGUGGAGUUUGGAGAUUGAAAUGGGAACCUAAUAAAGAAGAAUAUCUUUUAAGUGCUUCAAUGUUUAAUGCUGCACAUAUAAUAGAUACAUCAUUAGAUGUAGCUAAUAUUUGUCAAUCUUUUGGUGAAAAAAACAAUAGGCUUUACUACGGAGCCGAUUGGUGUCAUAAUAAUACAAAAUUUGAACAUGACACAAAAUCAAAAAACAAAAAAAUAAUUGCUACAUGUUCAUUUUAUGACCAUAGGUUAGAUUUAUUUUUUGUCAAUAUAAAAUUAUAA
Molecule: messenger RNA, 1373 nt
Organism: Metopolophium dirhodum (rose-grain aphid)
Lineage: Eukaryota; Metazoa; Arthropoda; Insecta; Hemiptera; Aphididae
Product: diphthine methyltransferase
Exons: 5
Coding region: 330-1373 (347 amino acids)
Molecular function (GO): protein binding
Source: RefSeq, a predicted model, not a curated record